This is a messenger RNA of Apodemus sylvaticus (European woodmouse), 519 nucleotides long. RefSeq names its product myosin light chain 7 (gene Myl7). The transcript has 6 exons. Gene Ontology annotation, cellular component: myofibril; cytoplasm. Gene Ontology annotation, molecular function: calcium ion binding. NCBI's taxonomy places the organism in Eukaryota, Metazoa, Chordata, Mammalia, Rodentia, Muridae. Gene Ontology annotation, biological process: cardiac muscle tissue development; heart contraction. The record is from RefSeq and is a predicted model, not a curated record. Bases 73 to 519 code for a protein of 148 amino acids.
AGGAAGGCUGGGACCCGGGGCAAGGCUGCGGCCACCAAGCAGGCCCAACGCGGCUCUUCCAAUGUCUUCUCAAUGUUCGAGCAAGCUCAGAUUCAGGAAUUCAAGGAAGCCUUCAGCUGUAUUGACCAGAACAGAGAUGGAAUCAUCUGCAAGUCAGACCUGAAGGAGACCUAUUCCCAGCUCGGGAGGGUGAGCGUCCCAGAGGAGGAGCUGGACGCUAUGCUGCAAGAGGGCAAGGGCCCCAUCAACUUCACCGUCUUCCUCACGCUCUUCGGGGAGAAACUCAAUGGGACCGACCCCGAGGAAGCCAUCCUGAGUGCUUUCCGAAUGUUUGACCCCAGCGGCCAGGGGGUGGUGAACAAGGAGGAGUUCAAGCAGCUUCUCAUGACCCAGGCAGACAAGUUCUCUCCUGCUGAGGUGGAGCAGCUGUUCGCUCUGACACCCAUGGACCCAGCAGGCCACAUCGACUACAAGUCCCUCUGCUAUAUCAUCACCCACGGGGAUGAGAAGGAGGAGUAG